CACAUUUGUUUCUUUGCAUUAGUUUUUUAUUCACUUUUAAGCCUGUGUUUUUCUGUGUCUGUUGUUUGUAUCCGGUUUUAGGUUUUGUAUGUUCUGCAUUUCUUAUGUUUUUGGUAGAAGAAAAUAUAUCCCUAGAUGAGCAACUCGGUGAUAAUACCAGUCCACACGUCGAGCUGCACAGAAUUAUGUUUUCUAUUUCAAAAAGGGUAGAAGGCGACAAACCACCUCUUGUUGAAUUGCUUGAGUUUUUUUAUCCAACUGUGCAAAGAGCAGCUGAAGGCGUCUUGGCGACACUGGAAUUCAAAAAUGAUGAAAAUAAGAAUCAGAUAGAAGUCGUGGUGCUAAUGAUAACGAUUCAAAUCAUUGGGGAAAGAAAGUAGAGGAGGGAAUGGGAAUGCUACUUCAACAAAACUCAAGGCCGGGUCUAAUCUUUUUGGGGAAGCUAGACCCAGGGAAAAGGUGUUAAAGGAGAAGGGGUAGGGCUGGAAGGAGAUUGACCAAAAGCUGGGGUCUUUAAAGGAGAUUGACCAGGAAGAAUAGCUUUGGGAGCAGCAGUUGACGUUUCUUCUCUCCUGACUCCUAAGGGAAGAAUUGAGAAGAGUUGGAGGUCUUGAGGUAGUACAUGAUGCUCGGCCUUCCAGGUGAACUCACCUCAAAUAACUUUGGGCCUGCUCGCUUAAAUUGAGUUCAGUCUUUGUCCGCACUGAUGGAACAAAUGCUUGCUUUUAUGAUGCAAGAGUGUUGGAACAAUGUUUGCUUUUAUGUUUCUUACUUAUUUCAGUUGUCCCUUUCGUAUAUUAAUUUUGCAUUCCUUUUGUUCCCAAAUUUUGUAUCUCCCGUUGGGCAUGACAACCGCGCAACGCGCGGGUCGCAGCUAGUAUUCUUAAUAAACGCCAAGAGAAGAGGAUGACUUGGAUUUUCAAAAAAAAAAAAACUCAGGAGGCAGUAAGACUCAAAAUGUUUCUGAAAAUUCAAAAUAUCUUUGCUCCAAGUCUUGAAGUAAUUUCAAGGAUACUCAUUCUAGUUUUGAAAGUCAGUCACUAAAUUCUUCCACAGACAAGUCUUCUAAGUCUUCUUCUGAUGGUUCUAAUCAUGUGAAUACUCAUUCUGAUCUAGUGCUUCUCUUAGUGCAACCAAGCAAUCUAAUACUUCAAGUCAUCAUUGUGAUGUGAGUAGUGAUGGAAAUCUAAACAGAAAUGAUUUAAAGCUUCUACCUAUGAUGUUUGUGAUGCAACUCAACUAAAAUAUCCCCUCAAGGUUUAUUCAAUCAAACAUUUGAAACGUCUAUCAAGGGUGUUGGGAUAUUAGGUCCAGGCCCAAUAUCCCUAGGCCCAAAACCUGGGAAGAAGCAGCAGGCCCAAGGCAGUCCAAAGAACUCCCGAACGGCAUUCGGGAUAAAUUUUCUACUUGGAACAUUCCAGGAAACACUUACGCCAAAGUGCCAAUGCCCAGAUACCGAUCGGCGUUCGAGAUACUUCCAUAACAAGAUAACACCUAUGGCGGGGUCCCACACACCGAACACCUUGCCCGAACGGCAGUCAGCAAGUGGAAGCCGCAUUUAAUGCUGGAUCAUGACGGCUGCAAGUGGGGGCAUGAGUGCUUACAUGGCAGAGGUGACAGCCUACCAGAUUCGGCCACGUGUCCACCUUACCCAUCCCCAUUUUAGUAUAAAUACCCAUGUUUAGAUCAUUGUAAAGGGUUAGCAUUUUGAUACUCAGAGCUUAGUAAUAGAUUUAUAUCUCUUAUCCUUGUAUUCUCAUAACCAUCUACCGUCCGGGUAGUUCCAGUGUAAUAGCAUAAUUAUUGAAUACUAGUAAGCUCCUGAGUUGGAUAAUAUCUCACUGUUUUAUAUUUUAUACAGUUUUCAACCCAACCCAAUAUCCCUACAAUAUCCAAGGCUUGUGUUGGGCUUUCGGAUCUUUCGGAAUAAACCUCAACAAAGGGAGAAAAUCUUUACUUCUCGAAGUCAUCAUGUCCCAUCAUUUACUUGCGCUGAAACU
Cuscuta epithymum is the source of this 2000-nucleotide messenger RNA. The record is from the annotation of a GenBank genome assembly. NCBI's taxonomy places the organism in Eukaryota, Viridiplantae, Streptophyta, Magnoliopsida, Solanales, Convolvulaceae.